Tarenaya hassleriana is the source of this 834-nucleotide messenger RNA. RefSeq names its product upstream activation factor subunit UAF30-like. The transcript has 2 exons. Gene Ontology annotation, cellular component: nucleus. Lineage: Eukaryota; Viridiplantae; Streptophyta; Magnoliopsida; Brassicales; Cleomaceae. The record is from RefSeq and is a predicted model, not a curated record. The coding region runs from base 98 to 517 and encodes 139 amino acids.
UUUCUGCAAAGGAUUAAUUUUAAAAGGAAAAAAAAUAGCAAAGGGGAUAACACAAAACCCUAUCGUCUUCCAAGUCCACCACACACAAGCUCCGAUAAUGGCGGUUUCUUCUGGAAUCUUCUCCACCUUUCUCUGCGUCGAAACGUCUCCGUUUCGCAGCUCAUUGUCUCCUCGUUCGUCGUUCCGUCUUUCCCCUCCUGCUAACAUGCGCGCGGUGCGCGCGGUGACAUCCGCAACGGCGUCGCCGGAGCCCGCCGCCACGAAGAAGCGGGAGCCACGUGGCAUCAUGAAGCCCCGACCUGUCACUCCGGAGAUGCAGGAAGUCGUCGGCGUGUCGGAAAUCCCUCGUACCCAGGCUCUCAAGCGCAUUUGGGCCUACAUCAAGGAGAACAACCUUCAGGACCCUGCAAACAUGAGGGACAUAAUUUGCGACGAGAAGCUGAAGAAGAUAUUCGGUGGCAAAGACCGCGUUGGGUUCCUCGAGGUCGCCAAGCUCAUCGGCCCUCACUUCCUCUGAUGAAUUCAGGAUUCAUCCGAGGUAAUAAGGAAGACGACGACAUCCUUCAGGGCCGUGAAAGAACCGGGGGUUCGAGAAAUGAGAAGAGGCUGCUCUAGUUUUUUUUUUGUGGGGUUUGAAAGCGGUGAAAUCAGUAGUUUUAGGGUUUCAAAGUUUGUAGUAGCCUUUGGAGGAGUUUUUGUUUUUGUGGCUUCAAUGUCUGAUGUCUACUCUGCUUCCUUCUGCAGUUACAUAUAUUGAUUUUAGAACACUUCCUCUUUUAUGCAUUUUAUUUCCAUUCCAUUCCCAUAAAAAAAAUGGAAAAAGAAAUUGCCAAA